AUGAAAACAUUUCUGGUGCUUUUGAAGCGAAAACGACAUCGUCGAAACGUGGUCACGCUGUUUCUUCUCAAUUUAACUUUGGUCAGCGCUCUCAUGGUUUGUCAAAUGCCAUUCAAUAUCCACGCAGCGAUGAAACAGAAAUGGAUAUUUGGCGAUGGAUUUUGUCAAUUCAAUGGCUUUUCUAAUGUGUUUCUAUGUAUGGACCAAAUCUUCACGUUGCUGUGUUUAACAAUAGAUCGAUAUCUGGCCGUGGUAAAACCUCUCAGACACCGUUCCCUGAUGACACGCCGAACCGCUUAUAAAAUGCUGGCCGGCGUGUACUUUCUGUCAUUUCUGUUGGCGGUCGUACCAAUAUUCGGUCAGGCCAGAAACAAACGUGUGCUUAUUAGUAAGAGUUCCACGUCGACACUGAGCUCGAAGGAUGCCCCGUCGUUUGACAGCAAUAGUCUGGGUAAUUUCGAAGACGCCAGCACAGAUCCAUCUUCGGAAACCGAAUAUAGACUAGCAGCGCUCAAAAUAAUAGAGGACUCGAAAAGAGGCAUCGCGGAAUAUGAUAACAAAGAAAAAAUAUCGGAUUGUAAAAUUACAGAAGAUUUCAAGAAUGAGAUUGGGAAAAGUGAUUUAGACACUUCUGUGGAGAGUGAUCAUUUACCUGUGGAAUGCACGACAAGAACCCAUUCAGAAAUGACAAAGAGCUCAAAGGAAGCAUUUGUGGGGAAUUCUUUGAAUUGUGGCUCGACAAGUAAACAGCAAUUCACAGAGAAUGGAUCGUCAAAAAAGAACAAAACGGGAAAUGCAAGGGUGGAGCAGGAUUUACCAACGAAUUCUUCAAACGAACUGCGUUUAACAAGAGAGGAAUCUGGUAAGAAUCACAAGAGUUAUUCAGUGGACACUAGAAAUGGCGACCGUGCGUCUUUGAAGAAUAAAAGCACCUCGAAUAUUGACGAUGCGAGUCAGACGCGUAUUCGAUACAUCAACGUGACAGGCGAGGAAAACUUUGAGAUAGAGAAAGAUGUGCCGCACUCGGAUUCUAAGACGGAAGGAUUGACGGAAAAGGCAACAUGCUCUGCUCGUGACACCUGCACAGACGAUGAUUCGAGCGCAUUCGGAAUGGACGAAAGCCAUAAAACCGCUGGGAAUAAGCAUGUUUCAUUCGAUAGCGCACUGGAGGCAAGUCCGUCGAAAGAGAAAGACGGAAAGAGAAGAAGGCUUUCCGGUUUGUUCCAAGUACCUCGUUCAUGCAAAGCGAUCACUGAUCUCGUCAUAGCUCGCAUGAAGAAGCAAAAAGCGAUACGACACGAGUUCAAGAUUGCGCGCACAGGCACGAUAUUGGUGCUUUCGUUUCUCAUCCUUUGGAUGCCAUACGUCAUAGCGCACUCGUGUUUCGUCGGAGCUUGUCGGACUAUGACGUUCUACAACAUUGCAAUGUUCCUGGUGUAUACGAACGCGCUUGCUAACCCAAUCAUCUACGCGCUCACGAACAAAACUGUUAUGCAAGACAUUCGAAAGUCGAUGGAAAAGUUUUGUGGGUGAGCGUUGAAAA
This is a messenger RNA of Dendronephthya gigantea, 1543 nucleotides long. RefSeq lists its product as uncharacterized. Lineage: Eukaryota; Metazoa; Cnidaria; Anthozoa; Malacalcyonacea; Nephtheidae. The coding region runs from base 1 to 1533 and encodes 510 amino acids. Gene Ontology annotation, biological process: G protein-coupled receptor signaling pathway. The transcript is spliced from 3 exons. Gene Ontology annotation, cellular component: membrane. The record is from RefSeq and is a predicted model, not a curated record. Gene Ontology annotation, molecular function: G protein-coupled receptor activity.